Molecule: messenger RNA, 3945 nt
Organism: Plenodomus lingam JN3
Lineage: Eukaryota; Fungi; Ascomycota; Dothideomycetes; Pleosporales; Leptosphaeriaceae
Gene: CLU1
Product: Intracellular distribution of mitochondria
Biological process (GO): intracellular distribution of mitochondria
Cellular component (GO): cytoplasm
Molecular function (GO): mRNA binding; protein binding
Source: RefSeq, a predicted model, not a curated record
AUGGCCGCUAGCGAUCAUGACGCUUCCAAGUCCGCCGAAGUCGCAAAGACUCCCUCCAAAGAGCAGGAAAGCCAUGGAGAGGUCGCGCAGGCAGAGGGGGAGGUAGAUGGCGAUGGUGUGAAUGGCCAGCAGCCAGACAAUAUCUUCCAGAUCACCAUCAAGCUCCCACAUGAGCCUUUCGAGAUGCAAAUGACGAUCUCAACGGCCGAGCAGGUGCAGGACCUUCGCCAAUCCAUCAUCGAGAUGCCGCACACCUUCCAGUACUCGUGCUUCCAUCUCGAACAUGAGAAGCAGCGUAUCAACGAUUACGUCGAGCUGUCCGAGGUUCCAGGACUCAAGGCUGAUUCGACAUUGACCUUGGUGGAGGAUCCAUACACAGAGAAAGAAGCCAGGUUACACGUCAUUCGUGUGCGGGAACUCAUUGGCGCUGCGGGUGACCGCACGGAUGCGCUGCACGGAAUCAUGGCUGGCCUGUCGCUGCACGACACCAUUGGACUCGACCAGGCUGGAAAGCCAAAGGAGGAUGGCCCGGAGCAGUCGCCCUUGGCAGAUUACGACUUCAAGUCCUCAGGAGACGUCAAAAACCUCCUACCACCAGCACAGGAGGCCCCGCCAAAGACGAUCAAGUCUAUUGCUGUGUCGCCAUGGAAUCCCCCGCCCUAUCACCUGAGAUCCAAGGGUCACCUGUUGUAUCUCGUAGUCACGACCAACGAGAACGAGCAACAUCACAUCACCAGUCACGUAUCCGGCUUCUACGUGAACAAGUCUUCCAAUGCCAGCUUUGACCCCUCUCCACGACAGGCACCCAAAGCCAAGCAGGCCCACUCGCUACUCACCCUUCUUGAGGAACUUUCCCCCUCGUUCCGUGCCUCUUUCCAGCAAUUGCUCGAACACAAUGCGAAGAAGGAGCUGCUCACUAUUUUUGCACUGUCGAAUGCCAUUCCAGCGAACCCUUGGUUGGUGCCUGCGCCCAACUCCUCGCUCACCACACAUCAGCCAGAUCUCGCACGGACGCAAGAGAGUUAUCUCAUCUCGGGUGUGGAGAACACCGAGACGCUGCGCGACUGGAACGAGGAAUUCCAGUCUACCCGGGAAAUGCCCAAAGAGGCUGUGCAUGACCGUGUCUUCCGCGAGCGGCUUACAUCUAAGCUGUUCGCUGACUAUAACGAUGCACCGACGCGUGGUGCCAUGCUGGUAGCUCGCGGAGAGAUUGCACCCUUGAACCCCACAGAAGCCAAGGAUGCACAGAUCUUCGUAUACAACAACAUCUUUUACUCAUUUGGUGCUGAUGGUGUGGGUACUUUCGGCACCGAAGGGGGUGACGAGGCGGCCCGUGUUGCUGUCGGUAAAGAUGUCGUCGGUGUACGCGCCGUUAACAACCUCGACAUUCCGAACCUUUUCACAUCUGGGACCGUUGUUGUGGACUACCUUGGCAAGCGCAUCGUGGGUCAAAGUAUUGUUCCUGGUAUCUUCAAGCAGAGGGACCCUGGAGAGCACCAGAUUGACUAUGGUGCCGUUGAGGGCAAGGAGAUUGUUGCAGACGACAAGUCUUUCGUUCCCUUGUUUGAGCAGCUUUCAAAGGCGCUCCGCGUCAAGAAGCAUCCUGUGUGGGAUAAAGACAAUGUUCGCCAUGAGCUUGAAGGCAGUGUGGAAACCAAGGGUCUCAUUGGGACGGACGGCAGGCGGUACGCCCUAGAUCUUUACCGCUUGACACCUCUGGACGUCUCAUGGAUCGAGGCGUACUGGAGCGAACCAAGCAAAGAUGGCGAGACUAAGCCGAAAGACAAGGACUACCCACAUCGCAUGGCAACCCUCCGCCCAGAGCUCGUUGAGUCUUAUGGUCGCCUCAAGCUGCGUGAAUACGUCAAGAACGAACUAGCUAAGAAGACUGUCAAGAAAGAGGAGACUGCUUCUGCCAAGAAGGCUGAGGAUAAGGAAGAAAGCUCGUCGGAAGAGGAGAGUUCCGAUGAAUCAGAAGAAGAAUCCGAAGAGGAGGAAUCGGAGGAAGACUCUGACGCCGAGCCGAAGCCCAAAUCCAAAAAGGCGCUCAAGGCGGAGAAGAAGGCUGCAGACAAGAAAGCCGCCAAAGAGAAGAAGGCAGAUGAAGAGGAUCCAGAACAGGAACGCGUUGACAUCUCUGGUUUCUCUUUCGCUCUCAAUCCAGACGUUUUCUCUGGACAAACCCCUCAGUCAGAGGAAGACAAGAAGGAAUGGGCCCAGGAUGAGGCUGAGGUCCGCGCAGCCUGCGAGCACCUCUUGUCUGAGGUCAUUCCUCGCCUGAUCCAGGAGCUCAAGGAAGGCGAAGUCGGCUUCCCCAUGGAUGGCCAGUCAUUGAGCACGCUUCUCCACAAGCGCGGAGUGAAUAUCCGCUACCUUGGAAAGAUGGCUGAGCUGGCUGAUAAGCCUGACCCGCGUCUACAAGCCUUGAAGCGCCUGGUGAUCCAAGAGAUGAUUGCGCGUGGCUUCAAGCACUUUGCCAACUCCAAGUUGCGCAACGUUCCUGCACCCUUUGCAGCGGCUGCUGCCGCUCACCUUCUGAACUGCCUUCUCGGCGCUGAGGUCAAUGCUAAGCCCGUUGCUGAAAGUGAGACUAGCCUAAAGGCCAUGUACCCCGAGGCCGACUUCAGUUUCGAGAAGCUCAAUCCCGAGAGCUUGAAGGAGGAAGUCUUGGCACAGGUUGCACUGCGGUACCGAUACGAUCUCGGAAAGUCCUGGAUCGAGCCUGGCAAGCAGCUGCAGCUCCUUCGCGAAGUGUCCCUCAAGCUGGGUCUGCAGUUGGAGAGCAAGCAGUAUGCCUUUACCAAGGAGGCCUAUGCCAACGGCGCCGCAGCCAAGGCUCCCGCUGCUCCUCAGACGAACGGUCACACGGCAUCGUCGAAGAAGAAGAAGAACAAGAACCCUUCGCCCCCUCGUGCCGAGAGCCCUGCUGUCAACCUACCAGAGCAGACAUUUCACGCAGAUGAUGUUUUGAACAUUGUCCCUGUCAUCAAGGAGGCUUCGCCAAAGAGUUUGCUCGCGGAGGAGGCUUUGGAGGCCGGUCGCAUGUCUGUUGCUCAAGAUCAAAAAGAGCUCGGGCAGGAGCUGCUCCUCGAGUCUCUCCAGCUUCAUGAGCAGAUCUAUGGGGUAUUGCACCCAGAGGUAGCACGUGCAUACCAUACUCUAUCCAACCUGCUUUACAAUUUAGACGACAAGGCUUCAGCUCUCGAGCUUGCCCACAAGGCGGUUAUCGUCUCGGAGCGCACACUCGGUCUCGACCAUGCCGACACCGUGCUUGCCUACCUCAACCUGGGACUAUUCGAGCACGCCUCGGGGAACACCAAGGCUGCGCUUGCCUAUGUGCGUCACGCGCUUGAGCUGUGGAAGAUCAUCUACGGAGGCGAUCACCCUGACUCCAUCACCACGCUCAACAACGCGGCCGUCAUGUUGCAGGCGAUGAAGCAAUACCACGAAUCCCGCAUCUGGUUUGAGGCAUCUCUUGCCAUUUGCGAGGAGGUCUCUGGCAAGAACUCGAUCAACACUGCUACCCUGCUGUUCCAGACUGCUCAGUCGCUUGCUCUUGACAAAGACAUGCGUGGCGCUGUCAACCGUAUGCGCGAGUCGUACAACAUUUUCAAGGAGGUAUUGGGUGCCGAGGAUCGCAACACCAAGGAAGCGGAGAGCUGGCUCGAACAGCUUACGCAAAGUGCAGUCAGUCAAGCCAAGCAGCUGAACGAUUUGGCAAAGGGCCGUAUCCGACGUAUUCAACUCACCGGUCGCAACCCACUCCGGCCGGCGGCCCCCACACCGUCGGCUAGUGAUGCUGCCGCUGCUGCUGGUGGUCAGCGUACUGGGGCCAGCCGCGUGGAUCAGCGCAAGAUUGAGGAUCUGCUCAAGUACAUCGAGGGUGAUUCGCAAAAGACGCCUUCCAAGAAGCGAACGCAGACCAACCCUAGGAAGAGGACCUAA